Saccostrea cuccullata (small rock oyster) is the source of this 858-nucleotide messenger RNA. Its product is annotated as E3 ubiquitin-protein ligase TRIM45-like. The transcript is spliced from 2 exons. The coding region runs from base 1 to 858 and encodes 285 amino acids. Lineage: Eukaryota; Metazoa; Mollusca; Bivalvia; Ostreida; Ostreidae. Gene Ontology annotation, molecular function: zinc ion binding. The record is from RefSeq and is a predicted model, not a curated record.
AUGGAUGAAGUACCUGAUACAGCCCAGCACUUUAUUGAGUGUGACACAGAAUCCUGUAGGAACUUCUCCGAGUUUUAUUGUAAUAAAUGUCAUCAACCAUUAUGUGACCAUUGCAGAGAGGCACAUUUGAAGGGAAAAAAACAACAUGAGAUUGUCCUCUAUCAAGAGAGAAAAAGAAAACUUCCUUCAGAGAAAUGCAGGAUCCAUCCCACCAAUGACAUAGAUAUCUACUGUACGUUUUGCCAGGAUCCUCUUUGUUCUACAUGCUUUGCUCAAGAUCACAGUGGUCAUGCAGUCACUGACCUUGAAACCAUCUACAAUGACAUUCUACAGCAAUGUCAGAAAAAAAUAAGCAAGAUCUGGAAUACUGUCAUUCCUGGGGCUAAAAAUGAUGUUGAAUCAAUGAGAAAAAAUGCCGUGAAAAAAAUUACCAAAUUAAGAUUCUUCAUGAAGAAGAGAGCAGAUGAACUAAAGAAGGUUGUUGACAGUUUAUUAAGUGAUAAUAAUAAAAAACUUGAUGUGAUCGAGAACUCUGUACUAAAUGAUAUUAAUGAACAUCAGAAGAAAACAGAGGACUAUAUGAAAAUCCUGGAAAAAAUAACUACAGACUAUAAGAGUAAAUUGUCCUCAGUAAAACAUACUGAACUUAUGAAAUUCCAUUUAGACAUAUCAUUAGCCACCCUGAAGAUACCUAAAAAAGCUGAACCCAAACUGCCAAUUCUAAAACUAGAUUGCAGUGAAAACAUUGUAUACAGAGUAAAUAGUGAAAAGUCCAUCGACAGACUUAUUCAGACAGGGAACUGGAAGCUUGGAGCUAUCUACUCCUCUCCUAUCAAUGGACAUAUACCUAAUCUUUAA